CACCACAUACCAUAUCACGAGAGACAGAACUCAACCUCGUGAACGGACAUUUCCACCAGCCCUACCCUUUUCGUCACCGCAAACGUCACUACUCGCUCUUCUGGCUUCCUCCACUCUAUAUAACGACCCACCAUGUUACUUCUCUGCCUCCUAUGUCACUCGUUUAACUAACCUUUUCUUAGUAAGUAAUAUCGACUCUGCAUUUUCACGCGCCACCGUUACCAUGGUGCAACCACGCUUCCUCCUCAUAACCUACCCCAUCCAAGGCCACGUAAACCCCUCUCUUCAGUUUGCCAAGCGACUCGCUGCAAUUGGCGUCCACGUCACUUUCGCUACCAGCGUCUACCUCCACCGUCGCAUGCUCAAAAAACCCACCGUCCCCGGCCUCUCCUUCGUCACCUUCUCCGACGGCUACGACGACGGUUACAAAACCACCGAGGACUCCCACGUGAACUCCUACAUGGCCGAGCUCAAGCGCCGCGGCUCUGAGUUUUUGGGAAACAUCAUAACCUCCGCUAAAGAGGAAGGCAAACCUUUCACCUGCCUCACCUACACCCUCAUGCUUCCCUGGGUCGCAAAGGUGGCGCGUGAGUUUCGUAUUCCGGGGGUGCUCCUGUGGAUUCAACCUGCCACGGUUUUGGAUAUCUAUUAUCACUACUUUCACGAAUACAGGGACUACAUUAACACCAUCCACAAAUCAGAGAACUCCAUCAUCGACUUUCCAGGUUUGCCCUUUUCGCUCGCAACACGUGACGUUCCUUCUUUCCUCUUACCCUCCAAUGCCUACUCUUUCGCUAUUCCUUCACUCGAAGAACAGUUUAAACUUUUCGACGAAGAAACCAACCCUAGAGUUCUUGUCAACACCUUCCAGGACUUGGAACCCGAGGCCUUGAAAGCCAUCGAUAAGCUAACCAUGAUUUCAAUUGGGCCACUGAUUCCCUCCGCCUUCUUGGACGGUAAAGACCCGACUGAUACUUCCUUUGGCGCUGACAUCUACAACGGGUCAAACGAUUACAUUGAGUGGCUGGACUCAAAGCCGGCGUUGUCUGUGGUUUAUGUUUCGUUUGGUACCCUUGCUGUGUUGGGUCAGAGGCAGAUGGAGGAGGUAGCACGUGCGUUGCUGGAUUCCGGGUAUCCCUUCUUGUGGGUCAUAAGAGAACCCAAUGGAAAACAAGAAAAGUUGGAAGAACUGAGCUGCAGAAAGGAGUUGGAGGAGAGGGGGAAGAUUGUCAAUUGGUGUUCUCAGGUGGAGGUUCUGUCACAUGGUUCGUUGGGUUGUUUUCUGACACACUGCGGAUGGAAUUCGACAAUGGAAAGUUUGAGUUCGGGGAUUCCUAUGGUGAGUUUUCCGCAGUGGUCAGACCAAGGGACAAACGCAAAGCUGGUGGAAGAUGUAUGGAAGACGGGGGUGAGAGUGGAUGGUAAAGCGAAUGCGGAAGGGAUAGUGGAUGGCGAAGAGAUUAGGAAGUGUUUGGAAGUGGUGAUGGGGAGUGGAGAAAAAAGAGAUGAGCUGAGAAGGAAUGCUGAGAAGUGGAAAUGUUUGGCUCGAGAAGCCGUGAAGGAAGGAGGCUCUUCGGAUAGGAACAUUAGGACUUUUCUUGAUUAUGUCGCAGGAUUGGACAGGAUUGUCUGAUGUAACAUUCUUGUUUUUUGGGUUGAUUCUUGUGACGUCUUAAAGAAGCACAAUGUUCCAAUUCAGCUUUGUUGUAAACCUUAUUUUCGAUACUAAAAAGCAAAACUUCCACAAA
Vigna radiata var. radiata (mung bean) is the source of this 1748-nucleotide messenger RNA. RefSeq names its product crocetin glucosyltransferase, chloroplastic. Lineage: Eukaryota; Viridiplantae; Streptophyta; Magnoliopsida; Fabales; Fabaceae. The record is from RefSeq and is a predicted model, not a curated record. The transcript is spliced from 2 exons. The coding region runs from base 224 to 1633 and encodes 469 amino acids. Gene Ontology annotation, molecular function: UDP-glycosyltransferase activity.